AUGGCAUCUAGCGCGGGAAAACCAGGACAACUUGAAGUGCCCUCUGCAACGCCGAGUGCUGAACGACCUAAGCUCACAACCACCACCACUCGAACGACCACGCACCGCCUUCCUCCUCCAGCCCUGUUCCAAGGCCCUCCGUCUAAGAAUGCAUCGCAUAUCUCCCUCGUUCUCCCGACUGAUCGUCCUCCCGCUGAGGCCGAAGGAAGUGCCCAGCAUGGGCAGCGAAAGAUCAUCCGUCCAUCUCGAGUGCCUCCUGCUUCAUCCUUCUCCGGCACCUCCCCCUCCCAGCUACGUCGCCCUACCGCAGGGACAGAUGAGGAUGAUCAGCGCGCCGAGCAGCUCUGGGCAGAAAUGCAAAGGACCCUUGCAGACGUAGAGAUCUCGGCCAUGAACACCUCCCACGUGUUUGGGUCAUCUCAUUUACGAGCAUUGGAAGAGUUGCGGACUGCUCAACUGUCUCUUGCGCAGACAUGGGCCAAGAUAGAGGCGGAUGAAUCGCUGGACCAUGACUUUGAUAUCGUCUCGCAGAAAGAGUCGAAUCUGAGCGCAACGUUGGACAGCAAGACCUCUGCAACAGCGGCCACUCAACGACCAAAGGGGACAGGCCCUGGAACCGGCACGACGGCCUCGCCUGCGACAGGCAAGGAUGGCGCGUCUCCCGACGGGAAGCCUAGCGCAUUCACGAAUGACAAGAACCUCGAAGAAGAAACAGAGCGUGACCUUCAACUCGCAAGGAAACGACGCGAGGCCAAUGAUCGUUACUUCUCGCAGGUCAACAAGGGCGUGCUGGACGUAGUGAGCAAACUCGACGAGGUCGCAGGUGCCAUGAGACGAGUGGAAAGGGAGAGCAGAGAAAUUUGGGACGAGUCGAGCGAGGACUCGGACGAUGCCAACGAGACGGGAGGCAGUGAUACCGAAGGAGAGGCCACGGACCGGACAGGCAUGACGGACAGCCCUGUGCCGGUAAGGAAGGAUGGCUGA
Molecule: messenger RNA, 984 nt
Organism: Fonsecaea nubica
Lineage: Eukaryota; Fungi; Ascomycota; Eurotiomycetes; Chaetothyriales; Herpotrichiellaceae
Exons: 1
Coding region: 1-984 (327 amino acids)
Source: RefSeq, a predicted model, not a curated record